Pangasianodon hypophthalmus (striped catfish) is the source of this 5914-nucleotide messenger RNA. RefSeq names its product arrestin domain containing 2 (gene arrdc2). The coding region runs from base 3458 to 4681 and encodes 407 amino acids. The record is from RefSeq and is a predicted model, not a curated record. Gene Ontology annotation, biological process: protein transport. Gene Ontology annotation, cellular component: cytoplasm; plasma membrane. NCBI's taxonomy places the organism in Eukaryota, Metazoa, Chordata, Actinopteri, Siluriformes, Pangasiidae. The transcript is spliced from 8 exons.
CGGGAGUGCAUCUAGUCGGUUUGUGCGUGAAUUUGGUGAUCUGUCGCUCAGUAUGUUUCCACUUUGGGAACUCAUGGUAGAGAAGUAGAGCACCAGUAGGGGGCGCCUUUAUCUGCCCUGCAAGUUUAACGUCAGCUCCAGAUGCUGACAAAACACCACGUCCUCCAUCGAGCUGCCUGGAAAGUUGCAUGGUGGAGAACACUUCUCAUUUCUGCAGCCAGGAAGCCCUUAUUAUUAUUAUUACUAUUAUUAUUACUAUUAUUAUUAUUAUUAAGUCACUGACCACCUUAAUAUCUCAGCAUAGAUUUAUUUUAUCAACAUAAUCCAAAUAACAUGCACAUUAGGCAAAUAUGUACCCCCAUCAUAUUAAUUUAUAAGGGUACUUAUGGGUUAUAAGGCUUGCUGGAGUGGUACCCUUAUCUUUUCUCCCCCUUAAUAUGCAUCUUUCAGCUGGACAUGUAGAUAUAAUGCACCUUUAAAAAGACUUAAAGUACAUCAUUGGACUGUAAUUAACUGUAAUGAACUUUUCUAGGUAAAAGAUACACACUAAAUGUACAAAAGGUACACGCUGAGGGUAUUACAACAAAGAACGGUAAAGUGAAGAAUGUUUUAUUUCAAAACGUUCCACCCACAGAACCCAAAAUUAUCAUCAGCAGCACUUUUCCUAGUUCAGAUUAAACUAAAAUUGCAGUAAGAUUCAAGCAGACAUUAUUUAUGCUUGUUUGAAGUUAUUGGGCUAUAGACUGAAUCCAUUCAAUCUAGUCAAUCUGUUGCAUUAUUAAGUAUAAUAACCAGAUAAUAACUAGAGAUCACUAUUAGUGAGCUCCACCACUAUUAUGUCAUUAAAAAAACAACUCAAAAUAACAGUGCGAACCCUCUGGUUAUACAUGACAGAUCCCUGUUAGUUUGCACACUCCAGUAGUGUAGGACAUUCAGAUGUUUAUAGCAGUAAUUCUGUAAUAGUGAUUUGUAAUAGUGCUUGUAAUCAAGGUGGUUGUAACACUUCUAUCUGAUAAAGAAACACACUUUAACCUUGAGUCUGGCAUGUAACGUAAGUGGAAAAUAGAUGACAUUGAGGCUAUAAUCAUGUGUAUGAUAACAUUUUUUCCACUUAUAAUAUGACAUUAUAAAACUCAGAGCAAGACGAAUAGAGAUGAAUAGAGAGGAAAUACCUGCUGAAGCAGCACAUGGUGUUUAUUGCUAAUGUUUAUUACCAGAUCUCUCAGGCAAAAGGGAUUUUAACCUUCACGGACCGGCUGGGCUAAAUAAAGCUCAAUCAAUAAAGAAAAGCAAACUGAAGAGAUUUUCUGGGCUAAAUAAACAUUAAAUAAGUAAAAAUGUUCCAACUAUUUGAAGUUAAUUAUUUACAUCCCAACAACAGACUAACCUUUAAAAACAAGAUUUUUUUUUUUUUUUGUAUUUAAUCUUCCACUAAAGUGCAGUAAGGGACUACAAGUACAGUAAGCAUCCCUGCAUUAAUGCUCGACAGCAUACAGUUGUCACUUAGCCGUGUGCCUCUUAUGUUCGAUGGAGAUCCUGCUCAAGCCAUACGCAGACAGAGCUAGUCACAUUGUGUCAUUUCCUGUGGAUGCAGAUUAGUAUUGAGUCUUUUGUAAAAGCUCUGAUUAGAAUUGAGGCAUUUUGUUUACAUUACAUGGCAAAAGGAACAUCAUUGCUACAAAAAAGAAAAAAAAAAGUGAGUCAGCUCUCAAUGUUCAGCUAAAGAGUUGAGUCACUCGUGAACGACACGUCACUUUGGUCUCAGAAUUUGAGUCAUUCUGUUUUUAUUUAUUCACUGUUUUCCCCUACCAUAGCUAUUACUAAAAUGCUGAAGAAAUAUAUCUAAGUGGUUGUUCUUUACAACAACAAAAAAAAAAGAUACCAAAUGGCAGCACCAGGUACCAGGCAGCAAGACAGACCAUAUUUUUAUGUAAAUUUGCGUGGCAGUUUGUUGAAGGAAAUAAACGGUCCAUAUUGACAUUCGCUCAUUAGAAUGAUAUCUCUAGUUUUAGGUUAAAAAAAAAGAAUCUCUCUUGCUUAGUGAUACUUUAAAUCUGAUCUGAUUUUGAAUGAAAUACGAUACAUGGCCAAAAGUAUGUGGACACCUGACCAUCACAGCCAUACAGUAUGUUCGCCUUCCCCAAACCCCAAACCUUCCCCGAACUGUUGCCGCUAAGCUUGAAGCACACAUAGCACGACAAUACCCCUGUGUACAAAGCGAGCUCCAUGAAGACAUGCUUUGUCAAGGUUGGUGUAGAAGAACUCGAGUUGUCCUGCAUGGAGCCCUGACCUCAACCCCACUGAACACCUCUGGGAUGAACUGGAACACCGACUGAACCCCAGACCUCCUCGACAUCCCAACAUCAGUGCCUGAUCUCACUAAUGCUCUUGUAGCGGAAUGAACACAAAUCCCCACAGCCACGCUCCAAAAUCUAGUGGAAAGCCUUCCCAGAAGAAGCAGCAAAGGGAGGACUAAAUCGUAUAUUCACAUACGAGCGUGCCGGUGAGGUGUUGACAUACUUUUUGGCUGUAUAGUGUUUGUCAUGUUGUGGAAGAAUAAUGCGUUUCUUCAACAGAUUGUUCUUGUGAAGAGAUUAUGUAGUAAACACAGGAAAAAGCUUGACUUUGAUCACUUUUAACCAAAGAGAAUUAUUCUUUAUUUGGGACUGGUAAUGAUGGUGACUUUUCUUUCUGCAUUCUGGUUUGUAACCACCAGAGGGAGCCAGAGAUACACGGGAAGCCCAUAGCACAGGCGCAGAGGCAACGAGGAAGCCAGAUUUACUUUACUUUUCUGUGCACAGAGAGUGGAGAUGGCGAUAAGAACUUUUUUUUUUAAUAAACAUCUCUGUCUUGUUCUUGCUUGUCGACUGGUACCUCUGUGUUUAAACACUAAAUACUCAUACUGAAACCCUUUCAUCGACGACACGAGAAUGCACAUAUUUGCCUCAUUCAUUUCAGGGUGUUGUGUUUUAUAUGAGUUUUAUAUGAGACAUCAUCAGAAAGUUUUAUAGAUGUACGUGUUACUAGUGCUCCAGUUUACCUCCAACUCUUAAGCAACAUUUGACUUUAUUUCGACGUCAGGUCUAAUUUACAUGAAACAGUUGUGUACACUGUGUCUCGGUGUGUUUUGUUUUGAAUGGCUGCUUUCGGGCAUGCUCAGUCAGCUUGUUUUUCACCAAGAACCUGCAAGCAUCAAUCAUCGAGCAGCGUCUGCCCCCGCGCGCUCUCCACACCCAGUGAUGUUUAUUAGGCGCAGCCAAUCAUCACUCCGAACCGCGCAUAAUUAUGACGAUUUCCCCGCCCCCUUCCCUGCCUCCUAGUUAAAGGACCUAUUGAGCUAUGAAGCUUUUCAGUUUUGUUUUGAAUCGAAUGAGAAGCAUCGCUACUAAGGCACUUUAACAACUUAUCCCGGAUAGAGUUUGGAGCCUUUUUUCUUUCCCCUGCAUCACCCCUGAAGAUGAUUUUCGACAAGGUGAAAAAGUUUCAAGUCGUCUUCGACUCUCCUGAUGUAGACUCUCCGCCUGUGUUCAGCAGUGGAGAUGUGGUGUCUGGUCGAGUCGUGCUCGAGCUCUGUGCACAAACCCAAGUGCACUCGGUAAAGCUGCAUGCUGAAGGUUAUGCGAAAGUUCACUGGACUGAGUCUCGGAGUGCAGGAUCCAGCACGGCUUACACGCAGAACUACAGCGACGAGGUGGAAUAUCUGAACCGCAGAGAAGUGCUGCUGCAGGCAGAUAAUGGAGAGCUGACAACCCUUCCUGCUGGAAGACAUGAAUACCCCUUCAGCUUCCAGCUUCCCGAAGAGACACUGGUGACUUCCUUUGAAGGCAAGCAUGGCAGCAUUCGCUACUGGGUCAAGGUGAAGUUGCACCGGCCGUGGGCCCUGGUGAAGAAGAUCAAGAAAGAGUUUACAGUUAUCGAGCCCAUUGACAUCAACACACCGUCCCUACUUGCACCUCAGGCUGGAACCAAAGAGAAGAUGGCUCGUGUCUGGUACCACAACUUUGGACAAGUGUCUGUCACCGCAAAGAUCGACCGCAAAGGCUACACACCAGGUGAAGUGAUUCCAGUCUUCGCUGAAUUUGACAACGCCACUUCUCGAUCUGUGGUGCCCAAGGCUUACAUCACUCAGACUCAGACCUUCAUUGCGAGGGGCACCAUGAAGCAGAAGCAAGCCGUUGUGGCCACCCUGUGUGGAGAUGCAGUAGGAGCACGGCGCAGAGAGACCUGGCACGGCCGCGCCAUCAAGAUCCCUCCAGUCGGUCCCUCCAUCCUUCAGUGCCGCAUCAUCAAAGUGGAAUACAUGCUCAGGGUGUGCGUGGACAUUCCUGGCACCUCAAAGCUGUCUCUGGAGCUUCCACUGGUUAUGGGGACCAUCCCUCUCCAUCCUUUUGGCAGCCGCACCUCCAGCGUCAGCAGCCAGUACAGUCUGAACCUGGACUGGCUCCGCAUGGCCAUCCCCGAGCAGCGUGAAGCCCCUCCUGACUACAGCUCGGUCGUCACCGAAGAGGAGGCCGAGCAGAAUUCUGCAGCUAGCCGUAUUGAGGAGGAUCUCAGCGCAGUGCUGGAGCGCCCCUUCAUGGCAUAUGUGCAGGAAUUCCGCUUUAGGCCACCUCCAGUGUAUAGCGAGGUGGACCCGAAUCCACAGCCUGUCAACAUGAGACCACGCUGCAUGACAUGUUGAACAUCACGCUGAGCAUCACGCACUGAUGUCAUGACUGAAAUGAAGCAGAGAUUUGCUUUCUGCCAGAGGCUCUGGAUGUCUGAGACUGGCACACGCUCUCGGGAGCUGCGUUCAUCACCUUAGGAUAUGUGUGGUGACGCCAGUUAAGGAUGAGAAGGAGGAACUGUCUGGACUGAUGGUCAGAUGGAUUCUUGAGUCUUUGCAAGAGAUAAAAAGUAGAAGAAGUGCAAGACGGAUGCAUUUUUCCGCUCACGUAUCUGUCUUUAAUCUAUCUCUGAGUAGACUUUGGUCAGUGCCCGCUAAUGACUAACAACCUCUGAAGCUUAUUUUUGUAUUAUGGAGGCGGCUAGACUGAGAAAGGUUUGCUUGUGCAGGAGCCUUUUUAAAGUAAUGCCUAACCAUGUGGGCUAAAUGUUUAGGUGACUUUUCUGUACUUAAAGUCAACAUUGGUGCCACUCCAUAUCCUGUAAUCACCAUCUGCUAGGCUGGAGCAAUAAUGCUUUAAGUGACAAACCAUUGUUGGUAGUCAAAGUGCUUCCGAAUGCAUUAUUUCUCCUUUGUAUAUCUACCAUCAAGAACAUAAUGUUAAUCUAAGCUCUUUUUGGUGUUUGUUGUAUGCGGGUAAAAAAAAUAAGAGAGUUGUGCAUGUUUAGACCUGCCUGAAUAUGCACGUGUAAUACUGGGCAAAAGGAAGUUAAAGCUUUGAGUUGAGGAGUCUGAUCCAUCCUGGAGGCAGGAUGUUUUCCUGAAUAGAAAACUGCCCAUGUGAUAAUGUUUGUUAAGAGGGAAUUGUGCUGAUGGCAUGAACAAGAAUAUAAACAUUUAAGGCUUUAACGUCACUCUAACAAGGUGCUUUUCUGUGUUUUUGCCAGCGGCCUUAUAUGACGAUUACAAUGCUGUAGCAGGCACAAACAGUCUUAAAGUCAUUAGCUGGAUAACAAGCCAUGUUUGUUCAAGGUGCCUUUUUCUGUUGUUACAACAGCAGCGCGACUGGGUACAGGGAUUAUGCAUGAUGAUGCAUUAAGCUUUAAACUUGUUAUACCACUCUGAAGUGUACUUAACAUUCCAAAGAUAGCUAAUUAAAUUCCAAAUUGUGAAAAACAACAUCAGGUAAUAACACAUUGAAUGUACUGUUUAUGGCACUCAUGGAAAACGAAUGUAUUUUAUAGUUUUUUUUUCAUGUCAAAAAUAUAUUUUCUUAAUUGUUUUCUAAUAAAAGUAAAACAAAUCUGA